UCGUCUUUGAAACAAGUGCACGUCCUAUUUAUUCGCAUUAUGAUUAGCACAUGAUGAUGAACUAAUUAACUCGCUUUACAAUAUCCUAGUUUACGAUUAAUUAUCUCUUCGUUGAAUAUACACGCUAAUGGAAAACGAAGCAUCUCGAGUUGCAAUGCCGCCUCCUAACACAGGGACGCUGAUAACCAUUCUCACCAUCGAUGGGGGAGGAAUUAGAGGAAUCAUUCCAGGGGUUAUCCUUUCAUAUCUUGAAUCACAACUUCAGGAGUUGGACGGUAAAGAUGCAAGAAUCGCGGAUUAUUUUGACUUGAUUGCAGGAACAAGCACUGGUGGCCUUGUAACAGCAAUGUUAGCUGCACCAAACAAAGAUAAACGCCCUUUAUAUGCUGCCAAAGAUAUUACUCCGUUUUAUCUUGAGCACUCACCCAAAAUAUUUCCCCAGAUCGGUGGACCAUUAGCGGGGAUCAUAAAUCUAACCAAAGCAAUGGGAGGACCUAAAUAUGACGGGAAGAAUCUUCACAAACUUAUAAAAGGUAUCUUAGGAGGUACCAGGUUGCAUGAUACAUUAACUGCCGUCGUAAUUCCAACUUUUGACAUCCAGAAACUUCAGCCAGUUAUCUUCAGCUCAUAUGAGGCAAUCUUGAAACCUGAUUUGGAUGCAGAACUGGCGGACAUUUGCAUUAGUACCUCGGCAGCGCCAACUUUUCUACCUGCAUAUGGUUUCAAGAACAAGGAUGCUCAAGAUAAUGAACGAGAAUUCAACCUAAUUGAUGGUGGUGUCGCUGCUAAUAACCCAACUUUGGUCGCAAUUGGUGAGGUGACCAAGCAAAUAUUGAUGCAGCACGUAGACUUAUUCCCUAUUAAGCCAAUGGAUUAUGGUCGUUUUCUGGUAAUAUCACUUGGGACAGGCAAUGCAAAGAACGAGCACAAAUACAAUGCCCAAAUGGCUGCCAAGUGGGGAUUACUUAGCUGGCUAUUAAAUAACAACUCUACACCACUUAUAGAUGCUUUUAAUCAAGCAAGCGCUGAUAUGGUUGAUUUUCACAACUUUGUGGUUUUCAAAGCUCUUCACUCCGACGACAAGUACCUUCGUAUCCAGGAUGACACCUUGACGGGGAACUUGGCCUCAGUUGACAUAGCCACAAAGGAAAACUUACAAGGCCUCGUCAAGGUAGGAGAACAUCUGCUGGAAAAACCAGUUUCAAAGAUUAACUUGGACAAAGGAGUUUAUGAAGCAGUUGAAAAUGGAGGAACCAACAAGGAAGCUCUUCAGAGGUUUGCAAAGAUACUAUCGGACGAGAGAAAAUUACGCGAGUCCAAAGCCAGUAGCCGGUUGGUAUAGAAUGCCAUUGUACUGUCAUCCUGUUUAUUGCUACAGUCCACAGCGUGAAUAUCUUAUGUAUUUCAGUUCAAUAACGUUCUUACUGUGCCAUUCCUUCUGUUCCUUGGUGGAAUUAAAGCUUACAUUCCUUUAGUAGCAUAUCAUUCUACAUCAGCCAAUAUCGCAAGAGGGCAAUCCUACAAAUACAUGUGUCAUCAUUUAUUUACUUGAAUUUUAAUACCUAUGUUUCUCCUCAAUUCGGGAACUAUU
Messenger RNA from Nicotiana attenuata, 1591 nucleotides. Its product is annotated as patatin-like protein 1. The coding region runs from base 128 to 1342 and encodes 404 amino acids. Gene Ontology annotation, molecular function: monoacylglycerol lipase activity; glycerophospholipase activity. Gene Ontology annotation, biological process: lipid metabolic process. The transcript has 7 exons. The record is from RefSeq and is a predicted model, not a curated record. Lineage: Eukaryota; Viridiplantae; Streptophyta; Magnoliopsida; Solanales; Solanaceae.